Molecule: messenger RNA, 3445 nt
Organism: Gracilinanus agilis (Agile Gracile Mouse Opossum)
Lineage: Eukaryota; Metazoa; Chordata; Mammalia; Didelphimorphia; Didelphidae
Gene: MTREX
Product: Mtr4 exosome RNA helicase
Exons: 27
Coding region: 92-3193 (1033 amino acids)
Biological process (GO): RNA catabolic process; maturation of 5.8S rRNA
Cellular component (GO): nucleus
Molecular function (GO): ATP binding; RNA helicase activity; RNA binding
Source: RefSeq, a predicted model, not a curated record
CCCGGCCACCGUGCCCCGGGAUCGAACGCCCCCGCCGCCUAACUGCGGAGCAUUGUGGGUAGGGGGGAAUUCGGUUGUGCGGUUCUGAAACAUGGCGGACGCAUUCGGGGACGAGCUCUUCAGCGUGUUCGAAGAUGAAUCGCCGGCUGCUGGGGCUAAGAAAGGGAAAGGGGCAGCGGAGGCCCCAGGCAAGGCCAAAAAACGCACAGAUGAUAAAUCACAAUCAGUCUCCACCAAUGUUGGAAAAAACAAAAGAGAUUUAGAAUUGGAAGGUUCAGAUGAACCCGUAUUUGGAAAGAAGCCAAGAGUAGAAAAUACAUUAGCUGAAGAUGUAAGUCUGGCAGAUCUGAUGCCCAGAGUCAAGGUAGAAGCUGUGGAAACAGUUGAAGGCUGUACGCAUGAGGUUGCACUCCCUGCAGAUGAGGAAUAUGUUCCACUGAAGGCACGAGAUGGAAAAGCUGCCAAGGAAUAUCCAUUCAUUCUUGAUGCCUUUCAGAGAGAAGCCAUCCAGUGUGUAGAUAAUAACCAGUCUGUUUUAGUUUCUGCACAUACAUCAGCUGGAAAAACUGUGUGUGCUGAGUAUGCCAUUGCUUUGGCUUUGAGAGAAAAGCAGCGUGUGAUAUUUACCAGCCCAAUUAAAGCCUUAAGCAAUCAGAAGUAUCGUGAAAUGUAUGAAGAAUUUCAAGAUGUUGGCCUGAUGACUGGUGAUGUCACUAUAAAUCCUACAGCAUCUUGCCUGGUUAUGACUACUGAGAUUUUGCGAAGUAUGCUAUACCGAGGUUCUGAAGUUAUGCGAGAAGUUGCUUGGGUUAUAUUUGAUGAAAUUCAUUAUAUGAGAGAUUCAGAGCGUGGUGUGGUAUGGGAAGAAACUAUUAUUUUGCUUCCUGAUAAUGUUCACUAUGUCUUCCUUUCUGCUACUAUUCCAAAUGCUCGACAGUUUGCAGAGUGGAUUUGUCAUUUACAUAAACAGCCUUGCCAUGUAAUUUACACAGAUUAUCGACCAACUCCAUUGCAACAUUAUAUCUUUCCAGCAGGGGGAGAUGGCCUUCAUCUUGUUGUUGAUGAAAAUGGUGACUUCAGAGAAGAUAAUUUUAAUACUGCAAUGCAAGUACUUAGGGAUGCAGGAGAUUUGGCAAAAGGAGAUCAGAAGGGAAGGAAAGGAGGAACAAAAGGACCAUCAAAUGUGUUCAAAAUUGUGAAGAUGAUUAUGGAAAGAAAUUUUCAGCCUGUAAUUAUUUUCAGUUUCAGUAAGAAAGACUGUGAAGCCUAUGCCCUCCAGAUGACCAAAUUAGAUUUCAACACAGCUGAAGAAAAAAAGAUGGUUGAAGAAGUAUUUAAUAAUGCAAUUGACUGCUUAUCUGAUGAAGAUAAAAAGCUUCCUCAGGUUGAGCAUGUGCUUCCUCUUUUGAAGAGAGGAAUUGGUAUUCAUCAUGGUGGCUUGCUUCCUAUUUUGAAAGAAACCAUUGAAAUUCUGUUUUCAGAAGGAUUGAUAAAGGCCUUGUUUGCAACAGAAACUUUUGCUAUGGGAAUUAACAUGCCUGCCAGGACUGUUUUGUUUACAAAUGCCCGUAAAUUUGAUGGGAAAGAUUUUCGAUGGAUUUCUUCUGGUGAAUAUAUUCAAAUGUCUGGUAGAGCUGGAAGAAGAGGAAUGGAUGAGAGAGGAAUAGUCAUUCUUAUGGUGGAUGAAAAGAUGAGUCCAACUGUUGGAAAACAGUUACUAAAGGGCUCAGCUGAUCCUCUCAAUAGUGCUUUUCACUUGACCUACAACAUGGUUCUGAAUUUGCUGCGUGUAGAAGAAAUUAACCCUGAAUACAUGUUAGAAAAAUCCUUUUAUCAAUUUCAGCAUUAUAGAGCUAUUCCAGGAGUAGUAGAGAAGGUAAAAAAACUAGAAGCACAGUACAAUGCAAUAGCAAUUCCCAAUGAAGAAAGUGUAGUCAUCUACUACAAAAUCAGGCAACAGCUUGCCAAACUGGCUAAAGAGAUAGAAGAAUAUAUUCACAAACCAAAAUACUGUUUGCCAUUUUUGCAGCCAGGACGAUUGGUAAAGGUGAAGAAUGAAGGGGAUGAUUUUGGUUGGGGAGUGGUGGUGAAUUUCUCCAAGAAAUCAAAUGUUAAGCCUAAUUCUGGUGAACUAGAUCCUUUAUAUGUUGUAGAAGUACUUUUACAUUGUAGCAAAGAGAGUUUGAAAAAUUCUGCUACAGAGGCUGCUAAGCCAGCAAAACCUGGUGAAAAAGGAGAGAUGCAGGUGGUUCCAGUUCUGGUGCAUCUCCUGUCUGCUAUCAGCAGUGUUCGGCUUUAUAUUCCCAGAGAUCUGAGGCCAGUUGACAACCGGCAGAGUGUUCUAAAAUCAAUACAGGAAGUUCAGAAACGUUUUCCUGAUGGUGUCCCAUUACUAGAUCCCAUUGAUGACAUGGGCAUACAAGAUCAAGGACUGAAAAAAGUUAUUCAGAAAGUAGAAGCUUUUGAACAUAGAAUGUACUCUCAUCCACUUCACAACGAUUCAAAUUUGGAGACUGUUUAUAAGCUUUGUGAAAGAAAAGCACAGAUUGCUGUAGAUAUAAAAUCUGCUAAGCGAGAACUAAAGAAAGCAAGAACCGUUUUACAAAUGGAUGAGCUAAAGUGUCGAAAACGUGUUUUGCGGAGACUGGGUUUUGCUACAUCAUCUGAUGUCAUAGAGAUGAAAGGACGAGUGGCUUGUGAGAUCAGCAGUGCUGAUGAACUGCUUUUAACUGAAAUGAUGUUUAAUGGACUUUUCAAUGACCUCUCUGCAGAGCAGGCUACUGCAUUGCUAAGCUGUUUCGUAUUUCAGGAGAAUUCCACUGAAUUGCCCAAAUUGACAGAACAGCUAGCAGGACCACUUCGCCAGAUGCAAGAAUGCGCUAAAAGGAUUGCAAAAGUUUCAGCAGAAGCCAAAUUAGAAAUUGAUGAAGAGACUUACUUAAACACAUUCAAGUCAAACUUAAUGGAUGUAGUCUAUACCUGGGCAACUGGAUGUACAUUUGCCCACAUCUGCAAAAUGACUGAUGUCUUUGAAGGCAGCAUAAUUCGCUGUAUGAGGCGUCUAGAAGAAUUGCUUCGGCAGAUGUGUCAAGCUGCUAAAGCUAUUGGAAACACUGAACUGGAGAAUAAAUUUGCAGAAGGAAUCACCAAAAUCAAGAGAGAUAUUGUGUUUGCUGCAAGCCUUUACCUGUAAAGAAGAGGCAACCUCCUACUGAUGGCAACCAUCGUGUCCCAGUUCAACAUUGCAGAAACAAGUUCUCUAAAUUUUCUAUAAACAAAUGGACAACUCUUACUACAAGACACAGCCCUCAUCUUAAACAUUAAUUUGUAUUGUAUUUAAAACAAGCAUCAUUCUAGCAAAGUAUAUGACAUACACAUUUGUACAUAAAAGCAUUACCACAUUAUUUUAAUAAAAAAUGUACAGGUGGGUAGUGUUUAGUGAAAG